AUGGCGCCUGGACUCGGCCUCGCACAUACCGACCCCACAAGCUACCACGAGAGCAAGAAGAAGUCGUUGCAUCAAAAUGGUGAUGAUGCCUCCGCCACACAGCGAAAAUCGACCAAAGUCCCUGCUGUCCCGGUCUUGCAAAACGAUUGCGAGGUAGAGGAUGUUGUGAAGGCAUUAAAGAUUGCAGGAGGUUGUAUCAUUAAAAACGCCGUUGCUCAUGAACAUCUCGAUCAAAUUGAAACCGAUCUCCGCCCCUACCUCAACGCCGACAUUCCCUGGGAAGGCGACUUCUUCCCCCCUCAAACCCGACGCUGCUACAACCUGAUCCCCUCCUCCCUCACCUGCGCCACGCGCAUCAUCAUGCACCCCCUCUACCAACGCGUGUGCUCGGCAUUCCUCCGCACCACCAAUUGGUUUUGGAGCGGCCAUAAAAAAACCUACGCAACCUCUUUGCCGCAAAUUAUGAAUACUGUGUGUUUUUCAAUUGGACCGGGAGCGACAGCGCAGCCGUUGCAUCGGGAUGAUUGGUGUUAUCAUGUUGUGGCGAGGAAAGUUGAGGUGUACCCCGAGGAUUUGCAGAGGGAUGUGGGAGUGGGGUUUUUUGUGGCGGGGAAGAAGGCGACGAGGGAGAAUGGGUGUACGAGGUUUAUUCCGGGGAGUCAUUUGUGGGAGCAUGAGAGGCAGCCGGAGGAUGAGUUGUGUGCUUUUGCGGAGUUGGAGAAGGGUGACGGCUUCAUCAUGCUCGCAUCCUGCUACCACGGAGGCGGAGCCAACACCACCACGGACGAAGAACGUCUCUUAUAUUCGUGCUUCAUGACUCGCGGCUGGCUGCGACAAGAAGAAAAUCACUAUCUCAACAUGGGCCUCGACAAGGUCAAAACGCUUCCUCGAGAGAUUCAAGAUAUUUGCGGAUAUGCUCUCAGUGAGCCCUUUUUGGGUUGGGUCAAUUCGACGACUCCGAGGGUAGUUUUGGAUCCUAGUAUUCAGGGAAGUAAGGAUAUGGUAUCUGAUGCACCUGCAUAA
Molecule: messenger RNA, 1023 nt
Organism: Sphaerulina musiva SO2202
Lineage: Eukaryota; Fungi; Ascomycota; Dothideomycetes; Mycosphaerellales; Mycosphaerellaceae
Exons: 5
Coding region: 1-1023 (340 amino acids)
Source: RefSeq, a predicted model, not a curated record